AUGGCAUGUGAGAAUAACUGUGUCAAAAGGCACCAAACUAACAGCCAUGGUCACGAAUACAGUUCCGCGGUUUGUCCCCACCGCAACCUUAAUGCCGAUGCGCCAUCCUCAACACUCACGCCCUCGACGUUAGGUACCUCCGGCAAGUCAUGCUCCAACAGCCCACUGGCCUGGUGCUUCCAAUCCCAGCUUCUCCGACCACAAAGCGCUCAACCCACCCAUUCUGAACGAUAUUGCACCAAAUCAAAUGAAAUCUACGAGAAUUCGCCAUCCUACCUGGACGAAGCCGAUGGCGAUGCUAGCAGCCUGCAGUCCGAUAAAACCUCAAAUUGUGACUCCGCUACACUAUGCUCCCUUAUUUCCGACUUAGAGGAGGAUUCUAUCAUUACUGAGGUGAGUUCGGUCUCUAUGCACCCAAGUGAUUGGAGUCUAUCAUCCCAACUCACUGUCAAAUCAAACAAGUCCGUAAAUCAGGCACCAGAGAAAUUCAAAGCCUCCAUCCUCGAAUCGACGCUUGAUCUGAUGAAAUAUCGCCUCAAUUAUCCCCUCCUCUUGGCAAAGUCUCGCCACAUUACCAGUACAAAAAAGCCUUUUACGUGUGCACAAAGCCUUGGUUCGUUUGCUGAAGAGAUUCUACGCAAACGCGCCGACCGAGAACCUCCAAAUCCUGUUGCUAGACCCAGUACUUUGGACUCAGCGUUGUGGUAUAUUAAACACCAGUGGAAGCACCGUUACUACACUCUACUAGAUGCCGUCGACCUACUCUACAAGGACUACCAACUAUUGCACCACAUUUGUGCAGAUCAGAACCAACGCAGCCAUCAUGUCGCGUUUCCCCAACGCCUUCUGUCCAGCUAUUCGACGGAUAACUUUGCUAUGGAAAAUGACAGAGUCAUUCAAAUCAGUGUGCUAGCCGGCGCUGACCCUGUUACCCACCUGGCCAAUAGGAUUGCAGAGCACAUGGCUUGUCCUCUAGCUCAUGCCUGGCCGCACCGUUUCAAUGCCUCCGUGCGCUUCAUUCUAGACGUAAUUGCGCAGUGUCGUUUGCUGCGUGUGCAACUGGACAAGAUGAAUGAAUUUAGUGAUAGAGCAUUUCGACUGACAACGCAAGCGAGAGAGCAACGGAAUCGCUUGAGGAAGUACAUGGUAGAGCAACGUGCAGCUAUCACAGAAGUCGCCAACUCGCUCAAAGAAGUGCGUGAGCGAAUCACACACAUGCAACGAGGACCACCGGUAGAAAUCAGACACAGACAGAGUCUCUCACAGGAGGAACAGAAUGUAGUGCAAAUAAAGGAAAAAAUAGCCAAUCAACGGUCGCAACUCUCGAUCCUGGGAACUGUGCUAAGGGAGGAGGAGAUGAAACGUCGAUAUAUACACAACCGACUUCAAGAAAUUACCGGGAACAUCCGCGUCCUCUGCCGGGUGCGUCCGCAUAGCCCGUCACGGAAACCUUCCAUCGAUUACCUCAAGGUCACCUCCAACGACAAACUACUACUCUGUCCAAACGACAUUCCUGAGGUCCUCCUUGGUAGAGCCUCCGCUACACUGAAGUCCCUCAAAUCGACCACCAAUUCGGAAGGCUACAAAUGCUUUAUCUUUGAUAAAGUCUUUGGUCCAGACGCACGGCAAGAGGCUAUCUACAAAGAAGUCGAUGAUUCUAUCAUUUCCUGUGUAGAUGGCUUCAACGUUUGCAUAAUGGCAUAUGGUCAAACUGGAAGUGGGAAAACACACACCAUGGUGGGAAGUGCACAGAACCCUGGGGUGAAUCGCCGAGCAAUUCAACGACUUCUACAGUUGUGUAAGUCUCGCAAACACUGGACUUACCAACUCUCCAUGAGCAUGCUUGAGGUUUAUCAGGAGGAGGUCUUCGAUCUCUUGGUUGGUGGUGCAACGGACAAGACAAGUGGUGGCGAUUGCGCAAUCAGUGACUGCAGAAGUGCGCAAAGUGUAGACCUCUCGACUCAAAGUCGACAGUUCAGUCCAACCGGGUUCAUGACCUCCACUUCAGGUAACAGCUUCGCGCAACCGCGGCCAUCACAUCAACGACGGCUGUCCAUGGUGCGACUCCUAUCAACUCGUGAGGACGAACUGGUGCUUCAAAAUCUAACUGAAAAGAUUAUUGAAGGCGAGGAGGACAUCCUUCAACUUCUAGAAAUAGGAGAAAGGCGGCGAAUUACCGGAGCCACUCGCCUCAACACUAACAGCUCAAGAUCUCACAUGCUGCUUCUACUACGAAUCACCGGUAAGCAUAUAGUCAACAAGACGCAGAGUCGCGGAACCCUCAUUCUCGCCGACCUAGCUGGGAGUGAGAAUAUCGGCAAGUCGGGUUCGGUGGGAAAACGUUUUCAGGAGGCCACGUGCAUCAACAAGUCACUCUCUUGUUUGGCUCGCGUCUUCGAUUCCUUACGCAAGCGUCUAAAACCGACCUACAGGGAGACCAAACUGACUUACUUGUUAAAGCCCACUUUGGGAGGGGAUGCUAAGUGUCUAGUGUUGGUGAAUAUUCGUAGUGAACCGGAAAACUUGGACGAGACUCUCCGCGCAAUACAAUUUGGUCAAGGUGCUCUCCAAGUGGCUCCGUGGAAGUCCAGCAAUUUUGGGCCCUCACAAACUGCUGGUGAUCGACACCUAAGAAACCCGCAACCUCUCCUCUCGCGUGGUUGGAGGCGGUAA
Hydatigera taeniaeformis is the source of this 2673-nucleotide messenger RNA. Lineage: Eukaryota; Metazoa; Platyhelminthes; Cestoda; Cyclophyllidea; Taeniidae. The record is from the annotation of a GenBank genome assembly.